This is a messenger RNA of Cimex lectularius (bed bug), 1057 nucleotides long. RefSeq names its product larval/pupal cuticle protein H1C-like. The record is from RefSeq and is a predicted model, not a curated record. Bases 1 to 978 code for a protein of 325 amino acids. The transcript has 3 exons. Lineage: Eukaryota; Metazoa; Arthropoda; Insecta; Hemiptera; Cimicidae.
AUGUUAGUACAAGCGUCGCAUACCGAUAAAAAAAUCAACAUGCUCAAAUUCGCAGUCCUUUCUCUCCUCUUCGCCGCCGUCUCGGCCGGAUACUUGGGAGCCGCUCCCGUGGCUUACAGCGCCGCCCCCGCAGUGUACGGCGCUAGCUACGGCUACGCUCACGCCGCCCCCGUCGCCUACGCUUCCCACGCCGUCGCCGCCCCCGUCGCCUACGCGUCCCACGCCGUCGCCGCCCCCGUCGCCGUCGCUCACGCCGCUCCCGUCGCCGUCGCUCACGCUCCCGUCGCCACCUCGUACGCUAACACCUACAGGACUGUCAACAAGCCCGUAGUCGCCGCUUACGCCGCCCCCGCCGUCGCCACCUACGCCGCCCCCGCCGUCACCACCUACGCCGCUCACGCCGCUCCCGUCGCCGCCGUCGGAGUCGCUCACGCCGCUCCUCUCGCCUACGGACACGGUCUCGGAUACUCCGGUCUCUCCUACGGAAGCGGAUACGGUUACUCUUCCCUCUACCACGCCGUCCUCCCUCUCUUCUUCGCCGCCGUCUCGGCUGGUUAUUUGGGCGCUGCCCCCGUCGCUUACAGUGCCGGAUACGGUGCCGGUUACGGUUACGGUGCCGGUUACGGUUACGGAGCCGGAUACGGCCUCGCCGCCCACGCCGCUCCCCUCGCCACUGUUGGAGUCGCUCACGCCGCCCCCUUGGCUGUAGCUCACGCCCCAGUCGCCACCUCCUACUCUAACACUUACAGGACGGUCAACAAGGUUGUCGCUCCCGUCGCCGUCGCUCACGCCGCCCCUGUCGUCGCCGCUCCCGUUGCCGCCGUCGGAGUCGCCCACGCCGCCCCCGUCUCCUACGGACUCGGAUACGGACGUACUCUCGGAUACGGAUACGGACACGGACUCGGAUACGGUCACGGUCUCGGUCUCGGAUACGGAUACGGCCAUGGCCUCGGCUACAGCGGUCUCUACCACCACUAAAUUUCAACCCUUCAGAAAUUUAAAUCAACCGCAUAAAAAAAGACUGUAUUUAUUACUGCAAUAAAUAUUUUGCAAAAAA